Messenger RNA from Lactuca saligna, 2113 nucleotides. NCBI's taxonomy places the organism in Eukaryota, Viridiplantae, Streptophyta, Magnoliopsida, Asterales, Asteraceae. The record is from the annotation of a GenBank genome assembly.
ACUUGUCUGCGACGCUCAAAACCUCGACCGUUUUCUUCUUCCCUCCCCAUUUCUAUACCACCAUUUCCUCUCCCAUCGCUCUUUUGCAGAGUAGUAGACGCACCAUUUCCCAUUUCCAUUUCAGACUCACAGAGUGAUAAUCAAACCACAAAUCCCAUUACAUCUUUGUUUACAUGUGUUUUUAUAAGAGAAGGGGUUUUGAUCAAGUGUAUUUAAGUUAAAAUGGGGACGAUAUACAAACAUAUGUUAAUGGGGAAUAAGAAGGUGGAUUUGGGACAUGUUUGGAUGGCUGCUCACUUUCCGCAUCGUAUCAGGAAAGAAUUUGUUCAACAGACGAACAUCAGUUCUUCUGUCGAUAAAAUAUUGGUAGACCAAGUUUCAGUUGUAACAUAUAGAAUCUUGGGAUUUCUUCUACUAGGAGUGACAAGACUAUACUCCAAGAAAGUCGAGUAUCUGCUUAUUGACUGCAAUCACAGCCUGUAUGAAAUGAAAGUCUAUCUUGAAGGGAGGAAAAAAGUCAACAUCAAUAUCAACGUUGGUGGCAUGUGCUUACCAGAAGCUUCAGGUCAAAGAUCCAAAACUAACAUGGAUGCACCAGAAUCUUCAAGUAGAAAAAGAUCCAACACUUUGGUUGAUGCUAUGCGUGCAGAUUUCUUUUCAAUUACCCUCCCAGAAAAUUUUGAACUGGAUGCUUUUGAUCUUCAAGUUGUAGAAGAUGAAAGCAGCAGCGAACACCAUGUGAAAUCCAAUCUGGAGAUUGUCCUUCCUGACACAGAUUCAUGGGAAAACGACGAAACAGGACAUCACUCAGAAGCAAGCCCCGAGAAUAUUCGGACAAGAUUCUCCCUGGAGGAUCGCCUGGCUCCCAUGGAACUUGAUGAGCCUGAUGAAGAAGUAACUCUUCCCAAAAUACCCUUUCUUGAACAUGAUCCAGAAUGGAGGAACACAAAUUCUUGUGAUAACUACAUGACAUUUGAAGAUAGAAAUGAUAAGCAUCAAGAUGAAGAAGAGUGUACAACUGGAGAGAAAGAAGAGAAAUCAGUUUUAGAAACAACAUUUACAUUGGUUGAUGAUGAUGAUAACAUAACGUUCAAACCUAGUCCACAAAAAUUGUCGGUUGCUGUUAACGUGACACCUCAGUCGAAACGUCCCUCUGUUUCGGGUAAACAUAAAUCGGAUAGUAUGGCUGUUCGUACUCCAGCUGUCCAAGAGCGUGUUAGUGUUAGGGCAUCAACAUCAAAUUCAAGGAAGCGCAAAUGUGUUUAUGAUGAUGUCACUGUCAUUCGUAACGUGGUGUAUAAAGACUGGGUCACAAAUGCAAGCGAUCUUGUAGGCAAAAGAACCAAAGUUCCAACCACUAGGAGUAGGACCAGGUCUUGUGAUUAUAUUUUCAUCCAACCUAUAAUUCCUCUGAAUGCAGGUUUUCCAUCUGAUUUGAGGUCUGCCAUUUCCAGAAUUGAGGUGGAGCAACUGCAACUGCAGGUUGCUGAUGAUGGGGUUGGGGUAGGAAUAGGAUCAUGUGCUGCUGCUGCUGCUUCUGUUAUGCUAAAAAGUGUUGAAGAAAAUGAAGCAGAAAUAAUUGCUCCAUUAACACCAACAACUCAAUCAGCAUCAAAGGCCAACCAAGAGGGCCCCACUAGUUCAUGUGAAGACGUGUUUCCAAUCAAUGAUCAAGAAUUCGAUAAUCUUCAAUCUGUUUCCAGGCAGGGGCCAAGCUCGUCACACCUACAAAACCAAGGACAUGAAAAUUGGUCGGCUCUAACAAAAAAUGUUGGGGGUUAUCUGCACACUAACUUCACACACAAGAAAGAUGAAGUUGUAAAGUUGGGUCAUAUUUUGAAGGAGAAAACAAAGAGAGAGUGUGCAAUGUUUUUCUCUGAGAUACUGCUUUUGAAAACGGGGGGCUAUAUUGAUGUUAAACAAAAGAAGGCAUAUGAUGAGAUAUUUGUAAUGCAAACUUUGAAGUUGAAGGAGGUCUUUGGAGCAGAUAGCAGCAACCCUUAACCCCUGUGUGUGUGUGUGUGUGUUAUGGUGCUGUUUGUAUAGAAGUUUAUAACAGAAAUAUAGUAACUAGCUAACAGUCACAGUUGAUCGUUGAUCUAUAGGUUUCUUG